Messenger RNA from Symbiodinium sp. CCMP2592, 510 nucleotides. The record is from the annotation of a GenBank genome assembly. NCBI's taxonomy places the organism in Eukaryota, Dinophyceae, Suessiales, Symbiodiniaceae.
AUGCUUAGCUCCAGCAUCAAGGCCAGUGCAUGCAGCAUAUUUACGUACUGGUGUGGAUUAGCCCUUGAACAUCAUGUGCAGUUUCAGCCUCAGGGUUCCAGGUUUGGUUUGCGGUCCGUCUCGCGCCACAAAUUUCAGGGCGCGGCAAACUGCGCAACCCGAAAGGCCCUUUAUCCCAAACUUGUUCAAGAUCUUGCAAGACUCGCCCGCGCCGCUCCGAACCGCAGCUGUGGAGCGCCCGCACGUGUUGCCCUCCCUUCGCCACACGUGCGCGCCUCUGGCGACAUGUCGGAGGUCGAGGAGACCCUCAACCGGAUCAAGACCCAUCGCGGGGUCUCCGGCAUUGUCAUCGUCAAUGCCGAGUCUGUUCCGAUCCGUUCAACCUUGGACAAAAAGCAGACCGAGCAGUACUCUGAACUGGUUUCGCAGCUCGCGGCCAAGGCGCCCUCGUGGCCUUGUCGCCUCAUUUACAAGCUUGUGUUUUUCUGCAGACCUUUGUUUGGUUUUUGA